Messenger RNA from Aspergillus alliaceus, 1060 nucleotides. RefSeq lists its product as uncharacterized. Bases 509 to 994 code for a protein of 161 amino acids. Lineage: Eukaryota; Fungi; Ascomycota; Eurotiomycetes; Eurotiales; Aspergillaceae. The record is from RefSeq and is a predicted model, not a curated record. The transcript has a single exon.
AUUCACUUAAGGGUUACCAAAUCUCGUCACUAUACUUCAUCGUUCUCUUUCCCUCUCCUCGUACUUGCUGUUCCUCUUCUUCUCCUAACAUUCUCUCUCACUCCCUUCUCAUACUCCCAUACUAUCUAACUAUUCUCACUUGUGUGCGCUCCUAUUCCUUUCUCCUGGUCCCAUACCUCAACUUACAUAUACAACACCCGAGUAAUCUCUACUGAACCACAAAAAUGCCUGUACGCUGGAGUCCCGAGAACGACCAGCUUGUAAGUCCGGCCUCACCAACGCCUCCCCUACCAAGGCACAACCUAACCACCCACAGCUUCUCCUGAAGAUACUGGAAACCCAUGAUAUCUCCGUCGACACCAGAAAAGUCUCCGAAGCCUGGCGUAAGCCCUCACCUAAACCUCUCCCACAUAAAUAGCAUACAUACUAACAACCCAAACCCCACUCAGCCGGCACAGACUCCAACAGUCGACCCACCCCCCGCGCCAUCACCGAACGCCUGGCCAAAAUGCGCCAGAUAGUCAAAGCAUCCAACAACGGCCCCGAAGGCCACUUCAGCAUCGGAAGAGGCACGAACGCCAACCCCGGCAGCGCAGCGUCGACUCCCCAUAAACAGCGCAAGAAUGCGACAGCUGGUCUCAAGACCCCGACUUCUGGGAAGCGUAAGCAUGUCGUUAAGGCUGAAGAAGAUGUUGGGGGUGAUGCUGAAGUGCUGGUCAAAGAGGAAGACGACGGGAAGAAACCACUUGGGGAUGCUUCUGCGGGGGUGAAUCAGGGUCAGGUGUUUGUUUUGCUUAAGACUGAGUCGAUUGACGAGGAUGCUUUUGUGGGGGACGGGUCUCCAUCGAAGCGUGCGCGUAGGGCUAGUACUCUUCAUCCUGGUAUGGUUAAUACUUAUAAUGAGGAGGAUAGCGGAACUGAACUGGAUAGCUCGGUCUCUGAGUAUCUUCCUGAGGAAUCGGCUAAGGUGGAGGAGGAAUUUUGGAUGGCUUGAUUUUUUUUUUUUUUAGUUUGCUCUGGUGAAUUAUGUAUUAUGGGGUUUUGGAUUGCAUGGAUGGGG